UUCUGCCACUGAACAGACGCUUUUAUGUCCCAAGUUCACGUAUUCUAAGGGCAAAGAUCAUGGCUUCUGACCCGAAUUCAUCAACGCCCACUACCACUUUCGUUCAAGCCGACCCGUCCAAUUUCCGAGCCGUUGUUCAACGACUCACUGGCGCAACUCAAGAUUCGUCUUCCGUGAAACUCCCUGUUACUGGGCCUCGACGAUCGGCUUUCAAGCUGCACGAACGGAGGCAGAGUGCGAGAAAGCUCGAGAUCAUGCUCAACAAUGGAGGUAGCUUCGGUGGGCCAGGCGGCUUCGGUGUCGGCUCACCUUCUUCUUCUCCUUCUCCUUCUUCAUCAGCUAGGAAGAGAAGCUUUUUGACUUCGCCAAUUUCACCACUGGAAAUGCUUACACGUGGCAGUCCGAGAUCGCCGAUGGAGCUGGAAGAAGAAAAAGCCAUUGCUGAAAAAGGAUUUUAUUUGCAUCCAAGUCCACUAAGUACUCCUAGAGGCGCUGAACCUCCUGAACUAUUGCCUUUGUUUCCACUUCAGUCCCCUACUGCAACAAAUAAUUCAUCAUCAUCUAGUUAA
Solanum verrucosum is the source of this 569-nucleotide messenger RNA. Its product is annotated as VQ motif-containing protein 11. The record is from RefSeq and is a predicted model, not a curated record. The transcript is spliced from 2 exons. Bases 60 to 569 code for a protein of 169 amino acids. NCBI's taxonomy places the organism in Eukaryota, Viridiplantae, Streptophyta, Magnoliopsida, Solanales, Solanaceae.